This is a messenger RNA of Cucurbita maxima (winter squash), 3655 nucleotides long. RefSeq names its product leucine-rich repeat receptor-like tyrosine-protein kinase PXC3. Gene Ontology annotation, biological process: protein phosphorylation. The transcript is spliced from 2 exons. The record is from RefSeq and is a predicted model, not a curated record. The coding region runs from base 723 to 3395 and encodes 890 amino acids. NCBI's taxonomy places the organism in Eukaryota, Viridiplantae, Streptophyta, Magnoliopsida, Cucurbitales, Cucurbitaceae. Gene Ontology annotation, molecular function: protein binding; ATP binding; protein kinase activity.
UGCAACACUUGCUACUCAUACUCCUUUCCCCUUUUUCCCUUUUCCCUUUCCCUUUUCUUUUAUGCUCCAAACCCAAAUCAAUUCGCCUUUCGUUUCUCGUGAUACUUACAUCCAUUCCUCUCUCUCAGACCCACAAAUCCCUUUCCCACCAAAACCCUUCUCUAAAACUCUGGAAUCAAAAACCCUUCUUCCUUCUAAUCUCAUGUUCUUCACUGUUCUUCUUCUUCUUCUUCUUCAUCAAUUUCAUCUGGGAAUAGUGUUUUCUCCAUUGCUUCUUCAGGUUUUUCUGUGAUGUCUUCUACUUUUUUCCCUUUUUUGUCUGUUGUUUCUUGUUGGUUGAUUGUUUGCCCUUUUGGGUUGUAGCUUUUCUUCACUUGUUUUUUGUUGAAUCUAUGGUUUUGGGGUUUCUUGGCUCUCUUUUUCGAUGUUUUCUUGUCUGGAAACUGGAAUGUUCUUGGGAUUUCUCUGUUUCUUAGAUGGGUUUUCGUGGGUUUGAAUUCAGUUCUUCCUCUUUCCCUCUUUGAUGGGGUUUCUUGGAAAUUUCCUGUUUCUUGAAAUGGGUAAUGUGGGAAAGUGGGAUUGAUUUUUGCUUUGGUUUCUUUCGGUCUAUUAUGGGGUUUUGCCCUGAAAUGUGUUUCUCUUAGAGGAAGGGAAGUUUGAGGAAGAUCUGGUCUGGCAGCUUCAAUUUCUAAAGGGGUUUUUGUGAAUCAUUUCAAUCUCUUAUGGCCUCUUUGUGUUGUUAUCUCUUCAUUUUGGUUCUUGGGUUUCUUUCAAAUUCCCAGUUUCUGGUAGCUGAGCUUGAUGAUCAAAUCAUCAUGUCCUCCAUUAGAGAGGACCUUCAAGUUCUUGGCUGGAGCUCAAACAUCUCAGAUUACUGUUCUUGGAAAGGUGUUCGUUGUGGUUUGAAUCAUUCCAUGGUUGAAGCUCUUGAUCUUUCUGGUCACUCUCUUAGAGGUAAUCUAACUGUGAUUUCUCAGCUCAAGGCUUUGAAAUGGCUGGAUCUUUCCUUCAAUGACUUCCAUGGAAAAAUUCCAUCGAGUUUUGCUAACUUAUUCGAGCUCGAAUUUCUCGAUUUGUCUUUGAACAAGUUCGAUGGCUCCAUCCCGCCCGAGCUUGGUGGUUUGAAGAACCUCAAGUCAUUGAAUCUCUCCAAUAAUCUACUGGUGGGAGAGAUUCCAGAUGAGCUUCAAGGCUUAGAGAAUUUGAGGGAUUUUCAAGUUUCUAGCAACAGAUUGAAUGGUUCAAUCCCAAUGUGGGUUGGGAAUUUCACUCAUCUUAGAGUUUUUACAGCCUAUGAGAAUGCCUUUGAUGGUGUAAUCCCUGAUAAUCUAGGCUUGGUUUCUGAACUUCAAGUGUUGAAUCUGCAUACUAAUAAGCUUGAAGGCCCGAUUCCUCGAAGCGUCUUCGCUUCGGGGAAGCUCGAGAUUUUGGUUCUAACACAAAACAGAUUGAAUGGGAAUCUUCCUGAAGAGAUUGGGAACUGUAAAAGCCUUACUAGCGUUCGAAUCGGGAACAACGACCUUGUUGGUGUUGUUCCUCCUGCCAUUGGAAAUGUUAGUAGCCUUGCUUACUUUGAAGUGAAUAACAAUCACCUUUCGGGCGAUAUAACGUCUCGGAUAUCGCUGUGCUCUAAUCUUACUUUGCUGAAUCUAGCCUCGAAUGGAUUCACCGGGACAAUUCCUUCUGAGCUUGGAGAACUGAUGAAUCUGCAGGAACUUAUUCUUUCUGGCAACAAUCUGUAUGGUGAUAUUCCAAGAUCAAUGCUCAAGUGUAAGAAUCUCAACAAGCUUGAUUUGAGCAACAAUAGAUUUAACGGUACUAUUCCUUCAGAUAUCUGCAAUGUAUCAAGAUUGCAGUACUUGCUUUUGGAACAGAAUUCAAUCAAAGGAGAGAUACCUAAUGAGAUCGGAAAAUGUACAAAGCUUCUCGACCUCCGACUCGGAAGUAACUACUUAACUGGAAGCAUCCCUUCGGAGAUCGGUCGGAUUAAGAAUUUACAGAUAGCUUUGAACUUGAGUUUCAACCAUUUAAAUGGACCAGUGCCUCCUGAGUUGGGGAAGCUCGAUAAACUGGUCUCGUUAGAUUUGUCGAACAAUCAUCUCUCGGGCGAUAUCCCUUCCGAACUCAAGGGCAUGUUAAGCCUGAUAGAGGUGAAUUUUUCGAAUAAUCUGCUUACUGGUUCGAUUCCUUUUUUUGUUCCAUUCCAGAAAAGUGCAAAUUCUAGUUUUCUAGGGAAUGAUGGCCUUUGCGGGGCGCCAUUAAGCAUUUCGUGUAAAAACUCGAUCGGGUCAUACAAUCAAGAUUACCAUCACAAGGUCUCUUACAAGAUCAUACUAGCUGUCAUCGGUUCCGGGCUGGCAGUCUUCGUAUCAGUAACUAUAGUUGUUUUACUUUUUGUAAUGAAGGAAAAGCAGGAAAAGACAGCUAAAUCUUCAGGGACUGCAGAUGAUGCAACCGUCGAUGAUCAACCGAUUAUAAUAUCAGGAAACGUCUUCGAUGAUAAUCUCCGACAGGAAAUAGAUCUCGACGCAGUCGUUAAAGCAACGUUGAAGGAUUCGAACAAGCUCAUCUUUGGCACUUUCAGCACGGUUUACAAGGCAGUUAUGCCUUCGGGUAUGAUCAUAUCAGUUAAGAGACUAAAAUCCAUGGAUAAGACAAUCAUUCAUCAUCAAAGCAAGAUGAUCAGAGAGCUUGAAAGGCUUGGUAAACUGAGUCAUGCUAAUCUUCUGCAGCUCAUUGGAUAUGUAAUAUAUGAAGAUGUGGCUCUGUUGCUUCAUCAUUAUCUACCCAAUGGGACAUUGGCUCAGCUGCUUCACGAGUCCACAAAACAACCCGAGUAUCAACCUGAUUGGCCAACACGAUUUUCGAUAGCCAUUGGAGCAGCAGAAGGGCUUGCUUUUCUUCAUCAUGUGGCUAUAAUUCAUCUUGAUAUUUCAUCAUCUAAUGUUCUUUUAGAUGCAAACUUCAAACCUUUGGUUGGAGAGGUUGAGAUCUCAAAGCUUCUCGAUCCAUCAAGAGGAACUGCUAGCAUUAGUGCAGUGGCUGGUUCAUUUGGCUACAUUCCACCAGAAUAUGCGUACACGAUGCAAGUUACGGCACCUGGAAAUGUUUAUAGCUACGGUGUUAUCUUGCUUGAGAUCCUCACUACCAGACUUCCAGUUGAUGAGGAGUUUGGUGAAGGGGUAGACUUGGUGAAGUGGGUGCAUGGUGCUUCGUCAAGGGGCGAAACGCCUGAACAGAUACUUGAUUCCCAGCUGAGCACGGUGUCGUUUGGAUGGAGGAAGGAGAUGCUUGCAGCUCUCAAGAUUGCGUUGCUAUGCACUGAUAGCAUACCAGCCAAAAGGCCGAAAAUGAAGGUGGUGGUGGAAAUGCUUAUGGAGAUCAAGCAAAAUUGAUGGGCUCCCGACUUCCCUGAACUUCGAUGUCGUGCUAGAUGCAAACGACGACAUUGGAUAUGAAGAUUGAAUUUGAAUCCUUCACGAAAGUAAUUGUUUUCAGGUGGAACUGAGUGUCCAUACAUUAUUGUACAGUCUGGUCGUUGUUUUCUGAUCAUCAACCAACCAGAUUUGUAUAUUACAUAAUGGUUAACGAUGUAAUCUUCUUUGAGUUGAAUACAGAGUUGUGAAUUGCUCUAAUGAGCUUGGGGGCUCUUCAU